ACCCUGCAUCUCCCCACCCCAUCUUUCGGAUUCUCUGCAUCUCCAUCACCGCCGCCACCGCACCGGUCCUGCCAGUUGGAUGCAAAGUUCACCAAUGGAGCCAACGCAAUUAUGGGACGGCAGAUGCGCAAAACCCGGGAGAGGAUCCAGCCGCGGACGGGAAG
Molecule: messenger RNA, 164 nt
Organism: Podarcis lilfordi (Lilford's wall lizard)
Lineage: Eukaryota; Metazoa; Chordata; Lepidosauria; Squamata; Lacertidae
Source: the annotation of a GenBank genome assembly